Messenger RNA from Suillus bovinus, 198 nucleotides. RefSeq lists its product as uncharacterized. Bases 1 to 198 code for a protein of 65 amino acids. The record is from RefSeq and is a predicted model, not a curated record. Lineage: Eukaryota; Fungi; Basidiomycota; Agaricomycetes; Boletales; Suillaceae. The transcript is spliced from 3 exons.
AUGUCACGGCGGUUCACUCCAUACAUGGUCGCAGUUUUAACAGGCGUCGCCUCGGGUGUUUACAUAUUCAAACCUCUUUUCGAAGAAGUUGCUGCGAACCGAAAGCCAGUUCCUCCGAUGAACACAUCAAUAGCAUCACCCGGUGUGCCAGGGAAAUCCCCUGCAUCUUCGCCGUCACCGCAUUCUUCGGCAAAGUGA